UCAGUCUGGAUAGAGGAGCUCUGGUUUCACUGGCGAAGUGUUGGUAAAUCUGCUGAAGAUCUGACGAUCAUGGAUUCUACUGGAACGUUCCGCAUCGUGUCAGAGGAGGAACAGGCGCUGCGCUCCAAACUCGAGCACCUCAGCAUCAAGGAUCACGGUCCUGUGUUCGGCCCAUGUCACAAACUUCCUGACCACACGGUGCAGAAAGCCAAGGACGAGCUGAACGAGACAGCGGAGAGAAGAGUUUCCGCUCUGAAGGAUCUCAGGUCUCUAAUCCGUGAGAAGGCCGAGGGCGGUGACGACCUGUCCGUGGGGGUGCGGGAGAAAUUUGGAGAUAAAGCGGAUUCUCUGCUCCUGAGGUUCAUCCGUGCCAGGAAGUUUGACGUAACCAGAGCUCACGAACUUAUGAGAGGUUACAUUCGUUUUCGACGGAACUUUACCGAGCUGUUCGAGAAUUUGACCCCUGAAGCGGUGCGCAGUACCAUUGAGGCCGGCUACCCACAAAUCCUUAGCACACGGGACAAAUAUGGCCGGGUGGUUCUGCUCUUCAACAUUGAGAACUGGGAUUUGGAGGAGAUCACUUUCGAUGAAACCCUGCGUGCGUACUGCGUGAUCCUGGAGAAACUUCUGGAAAACGAGGAGACGCAGAUCAACGGUUUUGUUCUUAUCGAGAACUUUAAGGGCUUCACCAUGCAGCACGCGUCUGGUAUCAAACACACCGAGCUGAAGAAGAUGGUCGACAUGCUGCAGGACUCGUUCCCUGCACGGUUCAAGGCUGUGCAUGUGAUCCACCAGCCGUGGUACUUCACCACCACCUACAACGUGGCCAAAUCCUUCAUGAAGGGCAAACUGCUGGAAAGAGUGUUUGUUCAUGGUGACGAUCUGGAUUCUUACUUCAGGGACUUCGAUAUCAAUAUUCUUCCUCCAGACUUCGAUGGGAAAGGCCCGAGCUGUGAUGGGAGAGAGACGGCGAUGAAGCUGUUCGGCUCUGAGGAUACGGCUCUGUAAACACUGGACGCAGAUUAUUAUUCGUGUAUAUGUGCAGUAGAACGAUCUACAAACUAACAUCUGGAGUUGGAAGCAUAUAAUUUCCUAUAUAUGAUUGAUUUAUUACAGCUGUUAGUAACUGUUGUAGCUGAAACACAUACAUUAAAAUUAGAAGGGGUGUCCCUAUACUUUUGUUUA
Trichomycterus rosablanca is the source of this 1185-nucleotide messenger RNA. RefSeq names its product retinaldehyde binding protein 1a (gene rlbp1a). Gene Ontology annotation, molecular function: phosphatidylinositol bisphosphate binding. Gene Ontology annotation, cellular component: membrane. The coding region runs from base 70 to 1008 and encodes 312 amino acids. The record is from RefSeq and is a predicted model, not a curated record. Lineage: Eukaryota; Metazoa; Chordata; Actinopteri; Siluriformes; Trichomycteridae. The transcript has 8 exons.